This is a messenger RNA of Aspergillus vadensis CBS 113365, 794 nucleotides long. RefSeq lists its product as uncharacterized. NCBI's taxonomy places the organism in Eukaryota, Fungi, Ascomycota, Eurotiomycetes, Eurotiales, Aspergillaceae. The transcript has 2 exons. Bases 1 to 612 code for a protein of 203 amino acids. The record is from RefSeq and is a predicted model, not a curated record.
AUGACCUCUCCAGACCUUCACCCCCCGGCAGAAAUACGCGCCGCCGCACUCGCAGUUGCAAACGCACUCAGUCAAUAUGAUACCUACGCUCUUGUUGGCGGCAGCGCAUGUGUGAUUCUGGGCUCUACCCGUGCAACCCUAGAUAUAGAUCUCGUCGUUCCUCGAGGCGAAACCUCAAACGCAAGACAGUUGCUGCGCGCCUCUCCUGACUUUGAGGUCGAUACAAGAACGAACCAUACGACUUACAAGGCACGAAGACCGGUGCAAAUCGAGAUUCUCACACCACCUCUCUUAUUCAAGGAGCCCUUCGAUCAAAAAACGGAGGUGAUUUCAGUCGAAGGGACAAAGGUUUUGAAGCCAGCUUUGCUUCUCAAUGCAAAAUGUGGUUCAAUUACUGGUCGAUCUACGGAGGACAAGAGGAAGACUGACUUAUUUGAUAUUAUCUUUCUCCUCAAUUUCUGCGCUCAGAACCCAGAAUACCUUCCAAGGGCUGGUGAGGUUCCAAGAGCAACAAAGCAACUCGUUGCCGUUCUUGUUAAGCUUUAUGGAGGUGAAGAUGCUUGGAUUCGAGCUGGGUAUAACUUGCAGACUGGUGGCUUCAACAAGAACUAGACCAUUCUUAUGCGUUGUAUAUUUGUAUCGUUAUGAACAAAGCGUCAGCCAGCCAUCUGUCAAUACAGGGUAUGAUGGCAUUUCUGAUUGACUUGUCCAGGGCAAGAUCCAUAGGCCAUUGUUCGAGUGAGCGGGAACUCAGCAUAGAAAGAGUCCGCUAUUUGCAGCAACAGCUAUCGUCU